GCUCUCUCUCUCUCUCUCUCUCUCUCUCUCUCUCUGCACACGGGUGCGGUGCCAUCAUAAAAACUUCUGCGCACCAACAAUAAUUAUUUUUUUUAAAUCAUGCCUGGAUGUCCUGUCAUCAUGGCAUAAAAAAAGCACAACGAUUUUUAAGGCUGUAGUGCGUUUGUUGUUAUUGUUGUUUUGUGAAAUGGUGUGUCAUUAAAAAAAAAAUACAUCAUUAAACUCUAACAGGGAUCAUUACAGACUUUUGCGCGCGACUCGGAUGCGUUUACUUCCGUACAUUACGCGGGGAUCUCCGUAAAGACGACUGUUCUGUGGAUCUGACAGAUGUUUCUUCUUCUUCAUCUUGUGUGGCUUAAAUGAAUUUGAUCGCAAACAGAGACUAUGUCUAAGAAGAACACGACUGGAUUUCGCCAGGAAUGAAGAAGAAUGCGCGCGUGGACGUGUGCAGGCGAUCCUGCACGACUGAUGGGUUUUAUUCUAUGAAAUACAUUUUUAUGCACGUUUAGACACGUUUAUGGACACGUGAAACGGUCUUCUUGUGCAUCUUUUAUUUUAUUGUAUCAUAUUAAAAAAAAAAAAAUGCAUGUGAUUGAAGUGUAAGGAAAACCACGACAGACUUUGGCGCGCGAUCCGACAGCGUUGUCUUGUGCAGAUUCACCUGCACGCGGUGAGAAACGCAGAACCUUCACCGUGAUCUCAUCAGGAAGCUCUCCGUGACUGUUUGAUAGUAAAAACACGUUUUUAUUGAAAGAUACACCAGCACCAGAGUUUGGACCACCAUCUAAAAAUCCCAGUUUAAUGAAUAUUUUUAUUGCAAAAGAAAACCCUGCCUUGAAGGGAUGAUUGUGGACAUGCGAGGCAUCUUGUCUGUAUUUUUACUGAAAUGAAUUUUAGCGUGAAAGAAGAGUGAGUGUGAUGAGUUUUGUUCUGUGAAAUGCAGAUUAAUGCAGAUCAUGACUAAAGAGGACGUGGAACUUUUCGGUGCGUAUCUGGAUGGGAACUCUGGUGAGUGUGCUUUGUGUUCUGUAGGCUGAUCAAAACUCUUCGAAAGGCGAUGUGGGAGCAGGAGGUUUGGGGUGUUUGCGCACGGACCCGGGGACAGUGUAAGAUGCGGAGCCUUGUUCUGUUCUCAAUGGGAACAUGAUGGCAUGCCGAGGGUCGUGCUGCUGUUUGGGUCUGGGCUCUGCGAGCGAGGACACGGCGCGCUUCGCCAUGCUGGCGCUCCUCAUCCUGGUGUACCUGGUGUGCGGCGCCGCUGUGUUCUCUGCGCUGGAGCGGCCGGAGGAGGAGCAGGCCAGGGGCCGCUGGGCGCGCAGCUUCGACCUCUUCAGCCGCAAGCACAACGUCAGCCACAGGGACCUCGAGGGCUUCCUCAGGGCCUACGAGGAGGCCACCGGGGCUGGUAUCCGUGUGGACAGACCCAGGGCUCGCUGGGAUUUCCAAGGAGCUUUCUACUUCGUGGGCACUGUUGUGUCCACUAUCGGGUUUGGGAUGACCACGCCGGCCACGGUGGGAGGCAAAAUCUUCCUGAUUUUUUACGGACUAAUCGGGUGUGCAGCCACCAUCCUGUUUUUUAACCUGUUUUUGGAGAGAAUUAUAACGGUGCUUGCGUUCGUGCUGAAGUCGUGCUACGAAGCCCAACAUCGGAGGAAAGGCGUGCUACCUCACGACAGCAGGCACGAGGCGGGCCAAGUGAGGCAGCACGGUGAGGACAGCCUGGCGGGAUGGAAGCCAUCGGUGUACUGCGUGAUGCUCAUUCUCUGUGUAGCGGCCAUCAUUAUAUCGUGCUGCGCCUCUGCCAUGUACUCCUCGAUGGAAGGCUGGGGUUAUUUGGACUCUCUGUACUUCUGCUUUGUAGCGUUCAGCACUAUCGGCUUCGGGGACAUGGUGAGCGGCCAGCGCGCCGCGUACGACAAUCAGACUCUCUACAGCCUGGGCAAUUUUUUCUUCAUCCUCACGGGUGCUUGUUGCAUUUACUCGCUCUUCAACGUCAUCUCCAUCGUCAUCAAACAGGUUCUCAACUGGCUCCUGAAGAAGAUCGAGAUACCGUGCCGCCACUGCCCAGGAAGGAACCUGCGUCCCAGAAGGAACGCCAUAAUGCCCGGACACUUCCGCACCCGAGUCCGGAACAUCUCCAUAGACACGGACGCUGUUAACGAGAGCGAAACGGACGGACGCAGGAUGUCAGGUGAGAUGAUCUCCAUGAGAGACUUUCUGGCUGCUAAUAAGGUCAACUUGGCCAUCAUGCAAAAACAGCUGUCGGAGACCGCCAACGGAUACCCGCGACCGCCCGGCUCUGUGAACCGACACGAUGAAUUCUCCGGAGGAGUUGGAGCUCUGGGAAUCAUGAACAACAGACUAGCUGAGACAAGUGUGGACAGAUAAAUCUCCUCAGUGGAGAUUAUAAAACCCAAGAACUCUAAAACCAUCCCGUACCCAUUUGCUCAGCUCUGUAGCUACAAGUAAAUUGCUGCAUAUUUAUAAAUAUAUAUCUUGCUGAUGUCUGCUAAAGCGGUACAUAAGCUCAGGUGUGGUUUAGAAGAUCUAUAAACUCUUUGCUGUUUCAGAAAGUUGUUUAGAUAUAAAAUCCUGUCUUCUCUGUAAAGUAGGCUACAUGAUAUUUGCAAUCUAGCUCAGCUUAGUUAUCCAGAUUAAACUAUUUUUUAAUAACAGAGUGCAUGCUUUACUGAAAGUUUUAUCUCAAAUGGUGUACUCUGCAUACUUCAGGUGUGAUUAGUGUGCUUGUAGUGAGAUCCUGUGCUGCUGAUACCCAAAUGAAAUGCGUAAUGCUGGACAUGUUAAGCACGAACUGAAAGUCCAAGCCACGGAGCAAGAAUACCAAUAGCGUGUAUGCAAUUUAGGACCAGGUGUAAGGUGUAUAAACUCAGCGUAUGUUAUAGAAACAUCAUCAUAGUCAGUAGCACGGGUCAAAGCACAGGGAGAGAGGGUUGAACACGGAUAAUCCAGGGAUAGUCCGAUGCAUGCUCAGUUCUGUGGGAGAAUAAAGAACAAUUUGGGUUUGUUUGGGUUUUUUUUUUUUAAACUGUUCUUGGUUCUUGUGUAUUGGAACGGAAUGCAACUUGGGCAUUAAAAGUUGACAUCCGGUGAGAACACGAUGACUUAACGAGACGUGGAUCAUGAUAAAGCUUCAUAACAAAACGAAAAACAGUGCAGAUAACGUAAUCAAGAACUAACACAAAACAGGUGAACACAAUCAGGUAACAUAGCAGUGACAGGACAAGGACAGGACUAGAACAGAAAGAAAAACACAAACCUCCUUGAGAAGGGGGGAUCUGGACUAGAGGUCGACCGAUAUUGGAUUUUAUCGAUACCGAUAACUUAGUCUGGCGAUACAUACCUGCCGAUAACCGAUUAAUCAACCGACAGUUUUUAAAACCGAUACUGAAUGAAAACAUAACACUCAAAGAACAAUAUUGCUGAACUUUAUUACAAAAAUAAACAGUACUGACCGUACCCUGAAAAUGCACCGUACUUUUUAAAAAUGAAAUAAAGAUAUAAAUAUUCAUAUACAUCAACUAUGAAUAAAUAUUAUAGUAAAUAAAUGAUGUAGUACCACUCUAAAUAACGAAUAAAAAUAGAGACGUCCGAAAUGAAUCAAAAAACACUUCAAAUAACACGACAAAAUUAGUCAGCGACCGGUUUUAUUUUGCCUCUAGAGGCCGCUCUCGUACCGCAUAACGACAGCGGAAGCUUCACAGCCACUCCGGAAACCCACGCAACCGGGAAAAACUAUCAGCGUGGAUAAUUCCAGCAAUCGUUUAUCCCUGAUUAAUCGACAAAACCGAUCAAUCGGUCGGCCUUUAAUCUGGGCAUGUUAGAUUUUAAAAUCGUGGUGAUUUGUUGCUUCUGUUUAGGAUCGCUUUCAAUACAGCUACACAAAUCAAAUACUACAUACUUAAGACUCUUUUUUUUUUUUUUUUUUUUUUACACGCACCUCUGGUGUCACUUUACAGCUGUUAUAUUUUAUAUGGAUAAUUAUUCCUCCUGACUCGGUAGGAUCGAGGUACGAGUAACAGUGCAGUACAGCUGCUGUCGUUACGGAUUAGUUCUCACGCGCAGUAUUUCUCAUGCAUUUCAUCAUAACAGUUUCGAAACGUUAACACAGUUAGAAAAGGUGACUGAUCGUUGUAGCCCACUGAAAUAUUCCGAAAUGAAUGUUUAACAUUUUAUAAAAUAUAAGAAACGUUACGCAAAAAGAUGCUACAUACAGUCGAUGAUAAUGAAUCAGUCACAAGCUACACUCUCAGAAAAAAAAACGGGUGCUAAUUGGUACUUUUCCUCGGUGCUACGGUGGUACCUUUAUGUUUGGUACCUUUUCACCUGGAUAUGUAGGUGUAGUGUAGCUUUAAAAUGAUUUAAGCUACAUCAAUACCUUUUUUGAUAUUUUAAAGGUACACUUUGUAGGUAAGAGUACCUGUAAUUAGCUUUUAGGAUAAAUCUUAAGGGGUCCUUAAGCUUCAGUAAAUCAUUUUUAAACGCUAUCAUGAUGCAUGAAGGCCAAAGAUGUGCUCUUGGGGCGACCACGUGAGCGACGUGGAAAAGUACUCGUUAGUGCCGUUAAUUCUGAGAGUGUACAAGUACAAAAGGUGAACGUUUAAGGAAAUAAAGCAAGCUACAGUGGAGUACCCUUUUUUCUAGUGAGUGUAUAAUAGGUCCUGUUAAGUACCUGAUUUAAAUAUAACAAACCUUUUACAAGCGUUGUUUACUAACAUACACUUUAGCUCUCAGAUUUCAGAUGAGAUGUUCUUCUUCUUCUUCUUCUUCUUAUUAUUAUUAUUAUGCAGUCAGAAAUAAAUGAUGU
Ictalurus punctatus (channel catfish) is the source of this 4825-nucleotide messenger RNA. RefSeq names its product potassium channel, subfamily K, member 13a (gene kcnk13a). The record is from RefSeq and is a predicted model, not a curated record. Gene Ontology annotation, cellular component: membrane. Gene Ontology annotation, biological process: stabilization of membrane potential; potassium ion transmembrane transport. Gene Ontology annotation, molecular function: potassium ion leak channel activity. The transcript is spliced from 2 exons. Lineage: Eukaryota; Metazoa; Chordata; Actinopteri; Siluriformes; Ictaluridae. The coding region runs from base 1144 to 2388 and encodes 414 amino acids.